GUUGCUGCUGGCAACUGUUCCCGGAACAGCAGCCAGCCUGAGCCAGCUAAAUGCUAACUGCAGCACCCUGCUCGCUGUGAACGAGCUGCUCUGCUGUUAUAAAUAAAUCGUUUUGUUGAGGAGUGUCGACGUCUGUCUUGUUGGUGAAGAUUUGGUAUUUCAGACGUGUUUAUUCUUCCCGCGCUUCUCGAUCACUCUGUGUGUGUGUGUGUGUGUGUGUGUGUGUGUGUGUGUGUGUCAGUGUGUCACCUUGGGUCUGGUCCUCAGUUUCCCUCUGUGUGGGUGAUACUGUCCAAGUCCUCUGUAGAUGAAGAUGUCCCUGGCCCAGCGAGUGCUCCUCUCCUGGAUCUUCGCCCUGAUCUUCCUCAUCAUGCUCGUCCUCAAGCUGGACUCAAAGAUCCACUGGAACUGGUUUCUCAUCUUCCUCCCUGUUUGGACUUUUGACACCAUCCUCAUCCUCAUGCUCAUAGUGAAGAUGGCGGGGCGCUGCAAGCCGGACUUUGACCCCAGGGAUGGUGAGCAGAGCCUGAAGAGGAGGUUGUGGUACCUGGCAGCCCUGCUGCUGAAGCUGGCUUUCUGUCUGACACUGUGCUCCCGCCUGGAGAAGCUCAUCGACAUGUGGGUCAGUGUGGUGUGUGUCCCUCUUUGGGUGCUGCUGGGUGGGGCGCUGGUGGAGCUGGGACACAGUGUUUUCCACUACAGGAGGGACUGAACCAGAGGACUCUGCAAUAUAUGGUUUUGAUAUGUAAUAUAGAGGACAAAAGGCAUCUCUCAGUGGAGAUGCACUAAUCAGAUCCACUGGAUUGGUAUCAGGGCUGAUGCUGAGCUUAGUAAGUGGAUCAGGUAUUGGUCAGACAUGACCGCCCCACUUUAGAUACAGUUUCCUUGUCAAUGCCAUUAUAAAAAUCACUGCUAUAAGUUACAUGUAAAUCACAGCAGGUUGCGGACUCAGUGGUUUACAGGUUGGAGAAACGGGGGAAAAAAGAGCACUAGUAUGGGAUCAGGAUUUGGUAUCAGUAAGACCGAAUUAUCUUUUCUCAGCAAGAGCAAGGAAGAUGUUACACACAGUUUGGCACCACAUCAUAUUGUUUUGGCAUUCACAUUGCUGCCUUGUGGCUCGUCUUUAGGCUCCAGGAAUUAAUCAAAGUGUAAUGAGAUUUUAAAUGUAUAAAUAUAUAUAUAUAUAUAUAAUGGAGCUAAGCAAAGUAGGGUACACGAUGUGCCAUUGUGAUCUCAGAUCACUUAUUUUUUACACUAAAUGUCGCUCUAUUAUUCACCUUUUUAGGGGGGAAAGCACAUAAAUACAGCUACGUGUUAAUGCGGGAUCCUUGUGACACUGAAACUAGCCGUCUGUUGACAGCUUUAAAUAAUCCAGCAUGCACUGUGUGUGUGUGUAUGUGUGUGCACCACUGAGCCAUAUUAUGUUUGUGAAGUCACUGUUGAAAUGUGCGAUCACUAUUUUUGUAAAACAACUGGAAACUUCACAGCUUCCAUACGUGAUUGCACACAUGAUGUUUUACUUCUUAGCACCCGUCCCAGGAUGUCCCUCUGACACAAUUUGAAUGUAAACCUGCUCCAAUUAUAUCAAUUUUAAAAAGGUGAAAAUAUGUA
Larimichthys crocea (large yellow croaker) is the source of this 1611-nucleotide messenger RNA. It is a transcript of the gene tmem60, whose product is annotated as transmembrane protein 60. The record is from RefSeq and is a predicted model, not a curated record. The coding region runs from base 308 to 712 and encodes 134 amino acids. NCBI's taxonomy places the organism in Eukaryota, Metazoa, Chordata, Actinopteri, Sciaenidae. The transcript is spliced from 2 exons.